Molecule: messenger RNA, 4736 nt
Organism: Parasteatoda tepidariorum (common house spider)
Lineage: Eukaryota; Metazoa; Arthropoda; Arachnida; Araneae; Theridiidae
Source: RefSeq, a predicted model, not a curated record
CAUGUUAAAUGUCACCUUGAUAACUUUUAGAAAUUUAAUGCACCAUUGAUGCAUAACAGUGUUAUUACAAUGAAUCUUUACAAGCGGGAUGUUAGAAUGGUGUGAGAUCGUGCGAUUCCGCUCGUUCGAUUAGAAACGCUUACGUUGAUGUAAUUAUCUUACUUCCAGCAUGGUCACAUGAUCAGUGUCUUAACCUCUACUCCCCCUUUAUUUAUUUUUCCUUUUCAACUGUAGCAAAAUCAAGUUUAAUAAACAGCUCUCUGCCACUGAGUUUAAUAUCACUCAUUAUCAAUCGCCAUUACGCAGUGGGACUAAUCAUCGCAAUAUGACUAAUUAUCAAUCGCUUCUAUGCCUUGUGUCUUUUUCUUUUUUUUAAAUUUUUAGCACAGAUUGUAAAGAGUAAAUUUUCAAAGUAAUUGCACCAUUUACUGUUUUAGGUUUAAAGCAAUGACUCCAUUGAGAAGAUAGGAAAUGGAGGUUGUAACAUGACAAUUAAUACUCAGUACGGCUACAUAAAGUCUCCAAAUUAUCCAAACAAGUAUCCAAGAUAUUCUCGAUGUUACUACAUGAUAGAAAGAUUCUCCAAAGACGUGUGUGAAGUCAAGCUAACAGUGGACUGGUUCGAAGUGGAGAAAAUGACUUUCACUCAGUGUUCAGAGGAUUUUCUUGAAAUACAGAACGGAGAGAGGAGGUACAAAAUAUGUGGCGACCUUCCUCCUGGUUCGAAAAAAUUUGUUUUCUUUCCACUCAAUUCGGAUCAACUAGUGUUCCAGUUCUUCAGUACAUUUCACCAGAAGAAGGGAUUCUCGAUUGAAGUGAAGCAACUACCUUUUUCAUGCAUGAAUGACACGAAUAAGAUGAUGCUUGCGUCGACUCGAUCAUCGUCUUGCUCUCAAUCUGUUAACUCCCGAGUAGGUCGCAUUACUUUUCCAGACAGCGAUGCAUCAAUCGAAAGCUGUACUUACACUAUCCAUCGUUCAGAAGCUCAGGCAUGUCUUUUGCAACUGGAUUUCACCAGCUUCGAUGUUGCCGAGAGUGCCGGAUGUGUCAAGGAUCAUCUCCUACUACCGGAUGGACAGAAAAUGUGCGGCAUACUUGGAGGAACAAGAAAAUUUGUUCCAUUUGAGGCUGAAAAAGACGAAAUAAUUUUGACAUUCACAUCUUCGGACAGCAGCCGUUCGAACAACUUCGAUAUUCAAGUAACGCAAAUGCCUGGUCCAUGCGACGGUUCCCCGUCUCCCAACAUAACAGGUACAACCUUGGAAGGGGGACUGAGCACUCUUGCACAAAAUUCACAGGUGGAGACAAGCACUCUUGCACAAACUGUAUCGGUGGAGACAAGCACUCUUGCACAAACUUCAGAGAAUUAGUGCACUUGCAUUACUUACUAACAAUAAAUUUCUUAGUAACUGCAAUGUGAUUUUACGAUUGCAAUUUCUCUAGCGCUGUGAUUUCUAUUUGUUUGUGAUGGUUUAUAAUGGUGACUUGUGAUUUUAAACUACAUCGUCAUGCAUGCAUAUUAAAUAACAUUUCUUCAUUUCAUAUCAUUAGUGUAGACGUAUAUCAUCGGAAUUCUUACAGAAAUCCAUAUUGCUUUAUAACAGUAGUAAGUAUGUUACCCCAGCAAUCUGCCAAGAGGUAUAAAAACAGUUCAAAUGAGUAAAACAGAUUUUAAAGUCUUCAGACUUUUUCUACCACUGGUAUUUUGCCAAAGCAUAAAAUUUAUAACAUUUACUCAAUCAAUCGGAGUGAAGAAACGCACGCCAAAAUAGUAAAAAAAUAUGUAUUAGACAAUUUUUUUAAAAUUAAAAUCUAAUUUAACAAUCUGUUCAUACUUAACACCACAGGCUACCACUAUCAAGGACAGAUAUUAAGAUUAAAAAUUUGGGCUUUUAAUACUUGAAACAAACUGAAAUAAAUUAUUAGGUCUACCAGGAAAUUCUGUCCACGAAAGAACACGCCUCAUUAUACGAAGAUGCAAAAGGCGUCUUUAUCUUAUAUAAAAAAAAUGUGUUAGAGCAUUUACUCUUAAUUGUAUACAUCAGAUGCUACUGCUUUGUUCUACCGGUUACUUUCGUUACUAGUUUGAACAUGCAUGCACAUGAUCUUUUGAGCCAUAUAUGCUAUGUCUCUUUAAGCUAGAACAUUACCAUUGAGUUAAAAGUUAAAUACCUUACCACUUUCUUUUAAAGAACUUUUUGCAUUGCUGUGAAAGGAGGCGUAUACUUUCGUGGACAUUAGAUGAUCCUCUACCGGGAAGUAGUUCACCCCAAUUAAUAAACAUACCCUAAUUUAUUUAUUAUUCUAUUUUGCUCAUAAUCAGAUCACCCUCUAAUACUCACUAAGCUAUGGAUACUCCUGAGGAAAUGGAAAUGACUACUAAGAUGAUCCUCGACUCGGGAGUAUAGCACCCCAACAGUUAAAUUACUAUAUAUUCCUUUAAGUACACAACAGCCCUGGAUAGAGCACCAUCAUCUACCUUAAAUAUACUACCUUCAUAACUUAUGGAUACUUCUGAGGAGAGGAAAUGACUAUUAAGAUGAUCCUCGACUAGGGAGUAUUCUAUUCUCCAGAUUACACUAGUUCUCUAGUCGUUCCAUAAGCCGCCAAUUACCCAAUCACCUCCUAUGCCUAACGCCAAAAGUCACAGUCGCCCAAGUGCCAAAUAGAGAGAUAACGAAGUCAGAUACCCGCUGCGCGGUCAGGUACUUCGCAAAACCACAUAUCAAGUCAAAUCAUACUUUCGUGGACAGAACUUUCCGGUAGACCUAAUAAUCACUAAGAAAUCAUGUUACUUUGAACUUUCUUCCAAUAAAAGGAAAUUUUAUUAAUCACCACUUUUUUUAUAUAUUGUUUUUCGCUAAUUCCAUAUUUGAUAUUAGUAUCACGUAAAACCACUUAUUGUAUACUGUUCAAACAUCUAACAAAUGAAUGUACAUUCCAAAAAAUGGCUUUUAUGAACAAAUAAAAAGAAUACAUUAAAAAUAUUUAAUAAACUUCCCCAAACGUGUAGUAAAUUUUAUUUAAAGUUGAACAAAACUUAUUUCUUUCUUUAAAGUAUUUUUUCGAGUUCCUGUAUUCUUCUACUAACAACACAAAAUAUAAAACCUUAUAAAAACACACAAAUUUACAACUUUGAAGACAGAAAGAAUAAGACUUACUAUUUUUCCAAACAUGUAAACAAUAGACAUUCUGCGUUAAACCAGCGUGAAACAAGAUUUAACGUAGAUACUUCAUUUUGACACUUUUUAUUAAAAAUGCUUGUAAAAAAAUUAAUAAAAUAAAGCAAAUAUUUGGAUACCUACAAGUGACGUCAUCGUAGGAAAAUCAUGGCAAUUUUCGAUUCAGAAGCCAAUCAGGUUCGACACACCCCUGUGGCAUCGCUUAUAGACAUCGAAUUAAAUCUUAUUUAAACCACAUGGUUAGGCAUAAUCCGUCCACUUCUUCUCAAAUUGCAAGUAUCCAAUUGCAAAAUUUUUUUUAUGAGAAAUUUGUUCUCAGAUGGUCAGCUGCUUUGCAACCAUAGGAAAAACUACCAUAGCAAAAAUCUAUUAUCGACGAGAAAAAUCUAAAGUGUUUAUGAAAUUCUUUUAGUUGCAUAGCAAUGGAGAGGAUAUUGAUAAAAUUUUCCCAUAGGUCUUGAAUUAUGAUGAAAAAAAUCCCUUAACGCAGUGUGUUGCAAGUGACAAGUCUAAUACGAUUGACUCACUGACCUGAAUUAUUAUUUCUUGAAAAUGCUUUCUAAUAAUUCAAUGAAAUUUUUACAAUUAAUAAAAUAACUGAAAACGAUAAAACUGCAGUUCCGAAAAUGAGUUCAUAUUUAAUCGUUAAGCGUAACUUAUUUCUUAUUUGCUAAAAGUUGAAAAUUAAAAUAAUCGAAAAUCUAUCUUUUUGAACUAUUCUUGUUCCUCUUGUCAGAUUGCCAGCUACAUGACUAAAAAAUCUGGUCCAACAGUAUUGGCGUUUACUAUUAAAUCAUUAUGUCUGCAUGUUCAUUUGUAAGAAAAAAAUUUAAUUAUAAGAAUAUUUCUUUACAUAAGUUACUGACAGAAGGGGAAAUUUGGCAUUGUAGACGACAAUGCCGAAAAUCGGCUGGCGAUGUAUGAAAUGAUGAAGCAUUUCAGAAAUUGCUUAUUCAUUACAUACGAUGCCCCAUAACAAACAGGCAAAGUAAGAAAUAUGAAUAUUUAGUACUUUUAAUUGAUAUGAUUAUACUUGAAAGAAAUUUAUUAGAGCAUCAAAUAAGUUCCUAUUUUAUUUUUAUUUUUGUAGUGAAAAAAUCAGAAAUUUUUUGCAAUCUUCAUGAAUUACCGGGAUCAUUAACAUAGUUGAAAUGUGUGUGGCGUUGCUUAGUAUACGCUUAACCAGUAUUUCUUACACUGAGGUUAAGUUUAAGGGCAAUAGCUCGGUAUUCUCUACGUUUUUGUUUUUCUAACUGAAUAUUAAUGAUAACCAAGUAAGCCUGUUUUUGCCUAAAAACACCAGGAUCGCAUUUCCCAUUUUGCCAGUAACUUAUAUGUGAAGAGUAAUAAUAAUUUAAAUACAUAUCUAUAAAUUAUUUAAGUUUAUUUAUAUGCAUAAAUGAAAUAAUUCCUAUUUCUGUAGAAAAAUUUCAUGUUGCAAAUUUAUUUGUUGCAUUUGUAUCAAAUUCACUUGUAAAAAGAUCUGUUUGCAUACUUUAUUUUUUAUCAUCGCAAAAUUAAUAAAUUAAAAAAAUAAAAUAUCACAAUAAUGAA